Molecule: messenger RNA, 5000 nt
Organism: Dreissena polymorpha
Lineage: Eukaryota; Metazoa; Mollusca; Bivalvia; Myida; Dreissenidae
Exons: 14
Coding region: 238-1473 (411 amino acids)
Source: RefSeq, a predicted model, not a curated record
CUUUAAGCGACCAAUCAAUAUCUUUGGGACGCCAUUUAAAAAAGGGCAAUCAUGAACUUGUUUAAUAAAACAUAACAUUUGUAAUGGAUAAAAAUCGAAGGAAAGGUGAAAGUAGGAACAGCUUGCUUUCUGCUCUCUUUGGAAGAUAACACCAAUGAAGGAAAGAAAACUUGUUCGGCUUUCUUAAAAAGAUGGUCCAGCUAUGUUCAGUCAACCACAUCAGAUUCAGAGGACAAUAUGCCAAGUAGUGAUGAUUCCUUCACUGAGUCUUUAACUGAUGUGCCAGACCUUUCUUUGGAUGAUGGAGUUGAGACGUUGAUAAAGGCACGUGAUUCUUCUACGAAAGACACUAAUGAGAAUGAAGCACAAAAGAUGUUUUUGGGAAUAUUUGAUGUCCACAUUGAAAAUCUCAUCCCACCUUCGCCAAAAAGAGCAUCAAGACUGCUGGACCUUGAACACGUGAAGUUUUUAAUGGACUCUUUUCAAAGUGGAGUUUUUCAACAACUUACAAUCCUGGUAGGAAUGGUCCCUGACGAUUGUGACCCGUCGAUAUUAAAGAUGAAAGGUGCCGGACAGGUUGAGACCCUUGGAGGGAACCACACAAGGGAAGCCCUUCAGGGUCUUCUAAGGCGUGGUCUCGCAACUAUAACCACAGUCAAAAUGAAUAUUUAUUCAGCCCUGUCAACAUGCACAGCCUUAACGGUGGGUUGGCAGCACAAUGUUUGCUUGCAGGAGAAGCAAAAGCCUCUAAGCUUCAUUGACAAGGUGAGGCUUAUGAGACAGGUUCGCCCAUCAAUGCACAUGUCACCAACGGAUAUGAAGGCUUGGAAAGAAGCUCUUUCUUCCAUCUUUCAUGUGAAGGACAUCAGAAGAUUCCAGAAUUCGUAUGGACUGCAUAUGAAGAUGGCUCAGCUUGAACAGAGAGUUUGGGCCAUUGUGGAGGAAGUCUCGGGUGGUGCAGUGAAAAUCUCUGAAAAAUUCUUCAGACCACUCUUGAAAAUUCAAUCAACCGAGGAUAUUGAGUCGUGUCUGAACAUUCUGCGAAGCAAAGGAUUAGCUGAAUAUAACAACAAAAUAAAGGAAUUUUUUGGAUCCAGACCACUUACAAAAAAAAGAAAGCAAACUGACCUGGAAGAUGAUGCCAAUGAGAAAUGUUCAAACACUUCUGAGGGACUCCUUGAGAAGUACAGCAAGGUAGUUGAUGAGCUUCAAAUGAUGAAGGACAAAUGUUCCAAACUGAAAACGGAAAACUCAGAAUUGAGGCGUCAACUGACAGAGCAUUGCUCGAAGUCCAAGGAAAAUUCAUCAAAGGACAAAGAAAUUGAAGCAUUCUGGAGAUUUGAAGACGGACGAGAGGAAUGGUUGCCGGCCAAAUUGAUUCGAAAAUAUGCUAACGGAGAGUGUUCAGUCCAGUACUCUGAUGGAGUUAGUAGAGUGAGGUCCUCAUGGGUGAGAGAGGUGGGACAGAUGUAAGGUCAUCCUAUUGCCACAUCUAGAAGUUAUACCUAUUUUCUCAAGACUAAAAAUGUCGUGAACUUAAAAUAAAUGUUGAUAUCAAUAUUUGCAACCAGAGUACAUAUUAAGGCACUUGAUGUUAUUUUUCUGAAUGAUUGAAGUCAGGUUUCUCAUACUAAGACAUUUCCCUGUCAAGUUAUGGAAUUAACUUAAAUUUUAUGGUGUGAAAUUUCUGUUUUAUAAAAAAUGCAUAGAUAAUUUUUAUCAAAUUGUGAGACUGAUAGCUUCAUUUUUUUUAUAAAAUCAUGCAAAUGAUUGCCCUUUUUUUGAAGUAAAAGAAAAAAAAAAUGAAUUUUACAUCACACUGAUGAUCAUAUUAAGUGUAUGCAUUAUUCUACAUGAUUUUGUUCAGUUUAAUGUUGGAAUUGAAUAUUCCCUAAUCAACAAUUUGAUUCUCUUUACUGCACUUUUGUUUAUGUGCAUUAUCCAAAGAAUGUUUGAAUUCCAUUUUGAAAUGCUUGAUGAGAACUUGUGGUUUCACUUAGGUAUAUGCUUUUUUCAUUAUUGGUUUUGUUCAGUGGUGGUGGUCAUAUUCUUCUUAUGUCAUUUCGGUCAGUAGAAUAUGGGACUUGUAUAUAACAGUUUAAAUGUUUGAAUAGUUUAUGAGAUUAUUUUAAAUAAAACUAUUUUUGAAUUUCUUUCGCUAUAUAAUCAAAAGUUAAUUAAAGAGAUUUCACGUUUCUUACUGUUGCAAUCAAUUUAAUAUCUUAAAAUAACCUGAGAUCUUUUAAGAAACUAGACAAAAAAUAAGUUCUAAUGGUGAACAAUUCAUAUUCAGUCAGCCUUUGUAAGCCAUUGUAACUGUGUUCAUGUGCAUUAUUCUAACAUUUUUUUGAUUUCGGUUUAGAAAUGCUUUGUAUGAACUUGUCUUCAUUUUAAAAUGCUUAAUUAAAAUUGAUUUUGUUAAUUUGUGAUUACCAAUGUUUUAUUUUGUAUGUCCUAUAUGAUGUUUGAGUAUUUCAGAGAAACAAUAAAGUUUUGCCCUUACAAUACAUACUAAAAUUGUGGCAGAAUUGUUUAGUAAUGAAAAUACAAAUUGCAGCAAUUGCACCUGUUAAAAAACUUUGAAUGGUUAUACAUGUAAUAGCGGUAAAGAUUGUUUUAUUUAAAUAUUUAAUUUUUCAUAAUGACUUCACAUGUUAAAAAAAAAUGUUUAGCAUUUUUUAAUACUUGUAUAUUUUGAGAACUAAUUUAAGUGUGACAUAAAUAAUAUUGAAUCAUUCACACUAUUUAAUAUAUAUUUUCUGACCUGCUGACUGGUGGAUUGAGUACAUAUUAGUAUACUGGUAUUGUUUUUUAUUUUUGAAAUUUCACUGAUUGAAAAUUUACACAUCAUUUUGUGUGUUCUGUAUUUACUAUGCCCCCCUUCGAAGAAGAGGGGGUAUAUUGCUUUGCACAUGUCGGUCUGUCGGUCGGUCCGUCCACCAGGUGGUUUCCGGAUGAUAACUCAAGAACGCUUGGGCCUAGGAUCAUGAAACUUCAUAGGUACAUUGAUCAUGACUCGCAGAUGACCCCUAUUGAUUUUGAGGUCACUAGGUCAAAGGUCAAGAUCACGGUGACCUGAAAUAGUAAAAUGGUUUCUGUAUGAUAACUCAAGAACGCUUAGGCCUAGGAUCAUGAAACAUGAUAUGUAGAUUGAUCAUAACUCGCAGAUGACGCCUAUUAAUUUGCAGGUCACUAGGUCAUAGGUCAAGGUCACAGUGACCCGAAAUAGUAAAAUGGUUUCCGGAUGAUAACUCAAGAACACUUAUGCCUAGGAUCAUGAAACUUCGUAGGUAGAUUGAUAAUGGCUGGCAGAUGACCCCUAUUGAUUUUCAGGUCACUAGGUCAAAGGUCAAGGUCACGGUGACCCGAAAUAGGAAAAUGGUUUCCGUAUGAUAACUCAAGAACACUUAUGCCUAGGAUCAUAAAACUUGAUAGGUAGAUUGAUCAUGACUCGCAGUUGACCCUUAUUGAUUUUCAGGUCACUAUAUCAAAGGUCAAGGUCACGGUGACCUGAAAUAGUAAAAUGGUGUCCGAUGAAAACUCAAGAACGCUAAUGGCUACGAUCAUGAAACUUCAUAGGUACAUUGAUCAUGACUUGCAGAUGACCCCUAUUGAUUUUGAGGUCACUAGGUCAAAGGUCAUGGUGACCCGAAAUAGUAAAAUAGUUACCGGAUGAUAACUCAAGAACGCUUAUGCCUAGGAUCAUGAAACUUCAUAGGUGCAUUGAUCAUGACUCGCAGAUGACCCCGUUCGAUUUUGAGGUCACUAGGUCAAAGGUCAAGUUCACCGUGACGCGAAAUAGUAAAAUGUUUUCCGGAUGAUAACUGAAGAACGCUUAUUCCUAGGAUCAUGAAACUUGAUAGGUAGAUUGAUCAUGACUCGCAGAUGACCCCUACUGAUUCUCAGGUCACUAGGUCAAAGGUCAAUUUCACGGUGACCCGAAAUAGUAAAAUGGUGUCCGGAUGAUAAAUCAAGAACGCUUAUGGCUAGGAUCAUGAAUCUACAUAAGUACAUUGAUUGAUUUUCAGGUCACUAGGUCAAAGGUCAAGGUCACAGUUACAAAAAAUAUAUUCACACAAUGGCUGUCACUACAACGGAGAGCCCAUAUGGGGGGCAUGCAUGUUUUACAAACAGCCCUUGUUAUGACUUGUUUUAUAAUUUGCUAAUAAUUUAAGAACUUAUACAUUUAAAAGUGGUUUACCUUCCUUUUUUUCAGUGAGAUUUUUUCUGCGUGAUUAUGCAUUUCUGGAAGUUUGUACCGCCGGCGUAACAUUUUUAAACAAUUAUCUGUCAUUGUGUUUAUGAUCCUCUGAGAGUUUGUACCGCCAGCGUAACAUUUUCAAAGAAUUAUCUGUUGUGAUUAUGAACCUUUGGGAGUUUGUACCGCCAGCGUAACAUUUUCAAAGAAUUAUCUGUUGUGAUUAUGAACCUAAGAACUUAAACAUUUAAAAGUGGUUUAUCUUCCUUUUUUUCAGUGUGAUUUUUUCUGUGUGAUUAUGCAUUUUGGAAGUUUGUACCGCCGGCGUAACAUUUUAAAACAAUUAUCUGUCAUUGUGUAUUUUCUGAGAGUUUGUACCACCAGCGUAACAUUUUCAAAGAAUUAUCUGUUGUGAUUAUGAACCUUUGGGAGUUUGUACCGCCAGCGUAACAUUUUCAAAGAAUUAUCUGUUGUGAUUAUGAACCUAAGAACUUAAACAUUUAAAAGUGGUUUAUCUUCCUUUUUUUCAGUGUGAUUUUUUCUGUGUGAUUAUGCAUUUUGGAAGUUUGUACCGCUGGCGUAACAUUUUUAAACAAUUAUCUGUCAUUGUGUAUUUUCUGAGAGUUUGUACCACCAGCGUAACAUUUUCAAAGAAUUAUCUGUUGUGAUUAUGAACCUUUGGGAGGUUGUACCGCCAGCGUAACAUUUUCAGUUAAAUUUUAAGAGUUAUAUCAUUUUGUGUGUUCUGUAUUUACAUUACUUGUAUAAUUUACUAUUAAAUUAAGAACUUAAACAUUUAAAA